This is a messenger RNA of Podarcis lilfordi (Lilford's wall lizard), 4244 nucleotides long. The record is from the annotation of a GenBank genome assembly. Lineage: Eukaryota; Metazoa; Chordata; Lepidosauria; Squamata; Lacertidae.
AUGGCCUUUCUUCCCCUCAGCUCUGAAGUCCUGCUACAGUUUGAAGGCAAACAAAAGGUCAGGUGCAAUGAGAAAUUGCUUGUCAAUUUUAGUCAAUUCUGAUUUAAUUUCUGCCUUUGCAUUGCAACAGCAUAAUUCUAACCAGGUCUGCUCAGAAGUGUUUUGAAUUAAAUGAAAGAUAGUCCCAGGUAACUGGGGUUAGGUUACAAUUGGAGCCUUAAGAGCUCAAUACCAUUUCUGUGCUAGGAGCUCCAUAGCAGAAUGACUCCAUUUUUAAAGAGCUAAUGGUGAGAGUAGCAGCCAGGUAAUGGAGGGAGGUGAGAUUAUAUACCAGCCCUAAGAGCAUCAUAAGCUUUAAUUCAAGUUGCAGAUGGGCCAUAACUCAGCAUAAGAGCAUCUGCUUUGCAAAGGUCCCAAAGUCAACCUGCAGGUAGUGUUUGGAAUGUCUCCUGCCUGAAACCCUGGGAACUUGUUGCCAGCCCUUGUGGACAGUCCCGGGCUGGAAGGAACAAUAGUCUGACUCAAUUUGAAGCAGCUUUCCAAUGAGUUCCUUUGGGAUAGAUGUGACACGGGAAGCACACACACUAUACAUUUAAAGAACAUGACUUCUCCCAAAGCAUAUUGGGAACUGCAGUUUGUUGAGAGUGCUAGGAAUUGUGGCUCUGUGAGGAGUAAACUAUAAUUUUCAAGAUUCUUUGAGAUGUGGGAAAUGUACUUUAAAUUAAUGGCGCUGUGGUCUAAAACACUGAGCCUCUUGGGCUUGCCGAUCAGAAGGUUGGCAGUUUGAAUCCCCAUGACAGAGUGAGCUCCCGUUGCUCAGUCCCAGCUCCUGCCAACCUAGCAGUUCAAAAGCACGCCAAAAAGUGCAAGUAGAUAAAUAGGUACCGCUCUGGCAGGAAGGUAAACAGUGUUUCUGUGUGCUGCUCUGGUUUUGGUGUUCUGUUGUGCCAGAAGCGGCUUAGUCAUGCUGGCCACAUGACCCAGAAAAACUGUCUGUGGGCAAACACCGGCUCCCUUGGCCUGUAAAGCGAGAUGAGCGCCGCAACCCCAGAGUCGCCCACAACUGGACUUAACUGUCAGGGGUCCUUUACCUUUACCUUUUACACAGCCAGGCAGUUGCAGGAAAAGCAAUAACAGACUUGUGUGUUACCUUAAAAGUCAGCAGAGUUACUAUGGCAUAAGCUUCCAUGGAUGAAAGCCCAUGUCAUUCAUUGAGCUCUGCUCCUCAAAAGAUUUUCCCCAAUCUGUCAAUCUUUAAGAUAUUGUUAGGUGAGACAGUAGCACUACGUUAGCUUGCAUAUGUACAAUGGAAACUCUCAAGAUUGCUACAAACCAGCAAUUACCGUAUUUUUUGCUCUAUAAGACUCACUUUUUCCCUCCUAAAAAGUAAGGGGGAGUGUGUGUGCGUCUUAUGGAGCGAAUGCAGGCUGUGCAGGUAUCCCAGAAGCCAGAACAGCAAGAGGGAUUGCUGCUUUCACUGCCCAGCGAUCCCUGUUGCUGUUCUGGCUUCUGAGAUUCAGAAUAGUUUUUUUCUUGUUUUCCUCCUCCAAAAACCUCCUCCAAAAACCAGUCUUGUGGUCUGGUGCGUCUUAUAGAGCGAAAAAUACGGUAGAAACCUCACAAAGUGAAGCCAUCUGAGAAAGAACAGGACUGCUAUGGUUUGGGAGAAACUUAAUCUAGCUUUUUAGAAAUAAUUGAGUUAGCAAAUAAGGAAAGUACUUGACAAAAAUGUACUGCAUAUGGUUGAGGCACCUGCAGAACUGGCUUCAUCGUCACUGAAAGAGGAUGUUGUGGGGAGGGGAGGAGCCACUGGGCCAAGUGCAAGCCAGGACAAGCAGCUUUGCCAAUAGUGCCACUAGAUUGCAAAAUGGAAGAAGUUCGGUGGGGUUGAUUGCACAAGGAGUUAGAAAAAUAAGACUGUUGCUCCCACUUAACAACCAAGAAUGGUGUGGCUGCUGGUGUUUCUCAUGCUUUUUACAGAGAGGAAAUACCCAAGCUUCUGGAAAGUGUUGCUCUAGCAUCUGGCCGUGCUUAGAUUUUAGCACACACUCAAAAAACAUAACCCCAGCUGGAAGAUCCCAGGGUAAUUCCAAGUAUACAAGAAACAACAUUAACAAAGGGAGCAUGGAUGUCUGGAAGAACUUUUCCAGGAGAAGUUGCAAAGUAAGACAACAAAGGUGGGGAGCAGGCUAGUUUAUGGCACAGACAAUAGUCUCUGUACAUUUUGCCACAUAUCUUUAUUUCUGUAAAUCCUAGAAACUUGGGGCUCAUCCGUACUUGUUUAUUGUGGGUAGUAAGUUUCCUGUGACGCGGGUGGUGCUGUGGGUUAAACCACAGAGCCUAGGACUUGCCAAUCAGAAGGUUGGUGGUUCAAAUCCCCGCAACGUGGUGAGCUCCCGUUGCUCGGUCCCUGCUCCUACCAACCUAGCAGUUCGAAAUCACGUCAAAGUGCAAGUAGAUAAAUAGGUACCACUCUGGUGGUAUUUCUGCGUGCUGCUCUUGUUUGCCAGAAGCGGCUUAGUCAUGCUGGCCACAUGACCCGGAAGCUGUACGCCGGCUCCCUCGGCCAAUAAAGCGAGAUGAGUGACGCAACCCCAGAGUCAGCCACGACUGGACCUAAUGGUCAGAGGUCCAUUUACCUUUUAAGUUUCCUGUACAUUAAUUCUCCAUUGUCCAUAUGGCAUUCUCCUCCAAAUCGCAGCCUUCCCUCACUUUCUCCGCACUCAAUCCUGAUUUUCUCAAACUCUCUCCUUUUCAGAGUAUCUCUGGUACAAGAAAAUCCAGACCGAGGAAAGGAAAAGUGUGGGAAAGCAGUGAUUUGGAAGUGAACAUCAUAUGGUCAACUGAGAAUCAAUGGAGAUGCAGGACUAGCUACGUGAAACAAUAUGAACGAACCCUUAUUCUUUUUUAAAAAAUGAAAGCUGGGAAGCUGGGGGGUUGCAGUCUAUUGUGGGGGGCGGGAAUGACUCUUCCUCCUUGAAUCUCCAUGAAAGGGCUGCUUCCACUCUGGUCAUUUACUGUGGAAUAGCUGCAUUUUAUUUUCUUGACUUUUUAUAGGGUAUCUGUAUGAUAUCAUGAACGAAACAUCCCCUUCUCAUGUUUUCCCUCUUCAGCUUCCAGCCCCUCCUCCACCCCAAGAUAUCAACAGAUCCAACCUUUUGUUUUUAAGCUCAAUAGAAUAGUUGUGCAUUUUUGUCAGGUUUAGAUAUCAUCUCUUGUUGCUAUUUUGGGACGCGGGUGGCGCUGUGGGUAAAAGCCUCAGCGCCUAAGGCUUGCCGAUCAAAAGGUUGGCGGUUCGAAUCCCCGCGGCGGGGUGCGCUCCCGUUGCUCGGUCCCAGCGCCUGCCAACCUAGCAGUUCGAAAGCACCCCCGGGUGCAAGUAGAUAAAUAGGGACCGCUUACUGGCGGGAAGGUAAACGGCGUUUCCGUGUGCUGCUCUGGCUCGCCAGAUGCAGCUUUGUCACGCUGGCCACGUGACCCGGAAGUGUCUCCGGACAGCGCUGGCCCCAGGCCUCUUGAGUGAGAUGGGCGCACAACCCUAGAGUCUGUCAAGACUGGCCCGUACGGGCAGGGGUACCUUUACCUUUACCUUUACCUUUACCUUUACCUUGUUGCUAUUCUCACUAAUUCUGGCCUGUAGACAUUCUUCUCUAUGGUUCACCUCUCUUCUCUAGCCAUAAUUCCUAACUCUUCCCUUUCCAAAUAGCAUAGCCUUUAUAUCAUUUUCUCCCGCCCUAGUUAAAUUGCAGUGGUGGGAGGAAUCAUGUGAUGUACUUAACCCUUUCCCUACACAGUGGUCCCAUUGAAAAUACAGUGGUACCUCGGGUUAAGUACUUAAUUCGUUCCGGAGGUCCGUUCUUAACCUGAAGCUGUUCUUAACCUGAAGCACCACUUUAGCUAAUGGGGCCUCCUCCUGCUGCUGCACUGCUGGAGCACGAUUUCUGUUCUCAUCCUGAAGCAAAGUUCUUAACCUGAAGCACUAUUUCUGGGUUAGCAGAGUGUGUAACCUGAAGCGUAUGUAACCUGAAGCGUAUGUAACCCGAGGUACCACUGUAACUCAGUUGUCUGCAUGGCUGAUACUAACGGUGAAUAAAUAAUUAUUCGUCUGUUCAUUAGUCAGUUUAUGUUCUCCAGUUUUGUUACUGAUUUCCCUUUCUUUUCCCCCACUCAGCCAUGAAGCUCACUGGAUGACCUUGGGCCUGUCACCAUCUCAUAGCCUAACCUACCUCACAGGGUUGUUGUGA